This is a messenger RNA of Gryllus bimaculatus (two-spotted cricket), 1658 nucleotides long. Lineage: Eukaryota; Metazoa; Arthropoda; Insecta; Orthoptera; Gryllidae. The record is from the annotation of a GenBank genome assembly.
GAGGAAUCGAGGAUAGGAUUAUCGCUAUCGCACACGGUGCCACCCCGAGCAGAAAUAUCUGAAGACUAUUUGAAAUCAGUGAAGGCUUGUUACAUGUUAAUGUAUCAAGCAAUUUAAUGGAAAAGUUGCUUUGAAAUGCCAAUCGGUUAAUCUGUGUCAAAGGUUGUGACCUGAUCUCGUUUCCCAAAGUUUGACAAUAAAAAGAUCGAGACCUUACGUAAGUAGCCACAUUAAAUAUUACUACCGAGCGAAACGUGUCCGAAAGUAUUUUGUGAAUCAAGUUAAAAUUUCACACACAAUUAACGCCAAAUAUAAUGAUUUGGUUGUUUCUUAUAUCUGCAAUAUACCCAACUUUUGCUCAAUUAUCGAAUGACCCAAAUCAACUUCAAAAUUGGUGUUUGGAUGCCAAACAUCACAAAAGUAAGCCAGGGCCAGAGGAUGAACUUCAUAAGCAAUGUGUGCCUUGGAAAGAAAGGGCAUGCUGUACUGCAAACACUACUAGACACCUCCAUGUUGCAAAUUUGUACAAAUUUAAUUAUAACCAUUGCAGUGAACAUAGAAAUAUGUCUGAAUCUUGUCGUAGACAUUUUAUGCAAGAUGAGUGUUUUUAUGAGUGUUCACCAAACAUUGGUCCAUGGGUUGUCAAGGUUUCUAUGAAAAUUAGAAAUGAGCGAUUCUUUGAAGUUCCUUUGUGUGCAAGUGAUUGUAAUGCUUGGUUUGAUGCUUGCAAAGAUGAUUUCACGUGCAGUGAAAAGUGGACUGACCUGAUUGUUAAAGAUGGACAUCUUACUCCAUGCCAUAAUCAAAAUGAAUGUAAAACAUUUGCAGAUGUGUUUAAAACUUCCAAAAACUUUUGUGAAAAGAUAUGGGAUCACUCCUGGAAAUAUACUGAAGAUACAGAUCCGUGCAUGCGGAUUUGGUUUGAUGGAAGUAAAGGUAACCCCAAUGACAGGAUUGCACAGUAUUAUAUACAAACAUUACUGGGAAACGAUGCAGUUUCAAAUAAAUUGUUUGAUUGGCUCACUAUAACUGUGCUAUAUCUCGUUGCAAAUGUAUUAAUUUAGAAUUUGAUGAAACAUAUUAGUAUUUUAAAAUGUAGUUUAGAAGGCAAGGAAUUGCUUCGUUAUUCCAGCAAAACCGUCCAUAGCUUACUGCUCAGUUAAAAUGCAAAUAAGACCUAGUACACAGUUGAAUAGAAUGUUCAAAUACUUUAAUACUCCAAAUCAUGAAUGUUAAAAUACUUUUUUGAAGAUUGUUAUUCUAUUUUUUUUAUAGCACUGUUUGUACAUUAUCAAAUUUUGACAAAUUAAAUAUUUGUUUUCUAAACUUGCUUCAUUUCUUGACCUAAAUCCUGAAACAAUUUUUAGGAAACUAUUUGCAGUUACAAAUGGCAACGAUGUUGGCGUGUAGUUGCUGUACAAGAAAACCAAAACUGAAAAUUCUAAGCGAAUGCUUGUCCCAGAACUUGUAAUAUAUGCCACUUACUCCACUCAUUGGCUCUAGUGCUUGCCAAUUAGCUGUAGUGGGUGGGGAAAACUAUUCAGUAUGGUAAUUUUUGUAAAUACAAAGCUAACACCAAAGUGACUAAAAUAAACAAUUUCUAUUUUUUAAAGGGUUUGCUAAUGGAUUAAAUUGAUAUGCAUAAGUACAGAGACCCU